Messenger RNA from Coturnix japonica (Japanese quail), 7500 nucleotides. RefSeq names its product erbb2 interacting protein (gene ERBIN). Gene Ontology annotation, cellular component: postsynaptic density; postsynaptic membrane; basolateral plasma membrane. NCBI's taxonomy places the organism in Eukaryota, Metazoa, Chordata, Aves, Galliformes, Phasianidae. The record is from RefSeq and is a predicted model, not a curated record. Gene Ontology annotation, molecular function: protein kinase binding. Gene Ontology annotation, biological process: neurotransmitter receptor transport postsynaptic membrane to endosome; cell-cell adhesion; receptor clustering.
GAGCCGCCGGGCCUCGGCUUAACGCUGCCCCGCGCUGUAUUGCCCUCUGCGUUGUUAUUUUUACGAAGCGUCCCGUUCGAAGCUGUUGGAGGGGAAGCUGAACGUGAAGUUCUGAUUUCGCAGUGGAUGGUUUGAUAAACUCUGUGCUGCAUCCUGGUGACUCUGUGAUCCAAGUUCAGAAGCUGACUCAGACUCCUGUGCUGUGAAUUGGCAGUGGUGGAGUGAUUCGGAAUGUUGACUUUGAAAGCUCAGGGAAGAAGCAGCAGGGAGAAGGAAGUAACACAGUGUGCCUGAAAAUGACAACGAAGCGGAAUUUGCUGGUGCGGCUGAUGCCAUGCCGCUGCCUGCGUGGAGAGGAAGAAACGGUCACUACACUUGAUUAUUCUCACUGCAGCCUGGAACAGGUGCCUAAGGAGAUUUUCACUUUUGAAAAAACCCUGGAAGAACUCUACUUAGAUGCUAAUCAGAUUGAAGAGCUUCCAAAGCAACUUUUUAACUGUCAGUCGCUGCACAAGCUGAGUUUGCCAGACAAUGAUCUAACCACAUUGCCAGCAUCCAUUGCAAAUCUCAUUAAUCUCAGGGAACUGGAUGUCAGCAAGAAUGGCAUACAGGAGUUUCCAGAAAAUAUAAAAAACUGCAAAGUCUUGACAGUUGUUGAGGCCAGCGUGAAUCCAAUUUCCAAACUUCCAGAUGGAUUUUCCCAGCUGCUAAACCUAACACAGCUGUACCUGAAUGAUGCAUUUCUUGAGUUUUUGCCAGCCAACUUUGGCAGAUUAACUAAACUCCAGAUAUUGGAACUUAGAGAAAACCAGUUAAAAAUAUUGCCAAAAACCAUGUCCAGACUUACCCAGCUGGAAAGACUGGACCUAGGAAGUAAUGAAUUCACAGAAGUGCCUGAAGUGCUUGAGCAACUGAGUGGGUUAAAGGAAUUUUGGAUGGAUGGUAAUAGACUAUCACUUAUCCCAGGAUUCCUAGGCACUUUGAAACAACUGACCUACCUGGAUGUUUCUAAAAACAGCAUUGAAAUUGUUGAAGAAGGUAUUUCAGGUUGUGAAAGCCUACAAGACCUGCUGUUAUCCAGUAAUUCACUUCAGCAACUGCCAGAGACUAUUGGCUCCCUGAAGAAGGUAACAACUCUUAAAAUUGAUGAAAACCAGUUAAUUUAUUUGCCAGACUCCAUAGGAGGGUUAAUAUCAGUAGAAGAACUGGACUGCAGUUUCAAUGAGAUUGAAACAUUGCCUUCAUCUGUUGGGCAGCUAUCUAACAUAAGGACAUUUGCUGCAGACCAUAACUUCUUAACACAGCUGCCACCAGAGAUUGGAAAUUGGAAGCACGUAACGGUAUUGUUUUUGCAUUCAAAUAAGCUUGAGUUUCUCCCAGAAGAAAUGGGUGACAUGCAGAAAUUGAAGGUCAUCAACCUGAGUGACAAUAGGCUGAAGAAUUUGCCGUUUACCUUUACAAAACUGCAGCAGCUCACUGCUAUGUGGCUAUCGGACAAUCAGUCUAAACCACUUAUCCCCCUUCAAAAAGAAGCUGACCCUGACACACAGAAAACUGUGCUUACAAAUUACAUGUUCCCCCAGCAACCAAGGACUGAGGAUGUUAUGUUUAUAUCUGACAAUGAAAGCUUCAAUCCAUCUUUGUGGGAAGAACAGAGGAAACAACGUGCUCAGGUGGCAUUUGAGUGUGAUGAAGACAAAGAUGAGAGAGAGGCACCACCUCGGGAAGGCAAUCUGAAGAGAUAUCCAACUCCAUAUCCUGAUGAGCUGAAGAAUAUGGUCAAAACAGUCCAGACAAUUGUACACAGGCUAAAGGAUGAAGAGUCUACUGAAGAUGUUGCCAAGGAAUCAAAACGAGAAAGCCAGACAGUUUCUGUAAAAGAUGUGGGGGUAAAGACUUCAGAAAUUGUUCCAAUGAAGAAUAAGGCUGAUGAGAGAAAGCAGUAUUCAGCAGGAAGCUCUGUGCAGAAGCCUACUGAACCAGAAGCUGAGCACUGCACUGCAAAUUCGCAGAUGGCUGCACUUGUUAAAACCUUGCAGAACACAAAAACAGUUGUUAACCAUGAAGACACGCUUGAGGAGUCAGAAGAACUCUCCUCUGAUGAAGAGAUGAAAAUGGCAGAAAUGCGACCACCACUGAUAGAAACUUCCAUCAACCAACCAAAAGUGGUAGCUCUUAGCAACAAUAAAAAAGAUGAUUCAAAAGAUGCUGAUUCCUUAUCAGAUGAACCUACCCACAACAGUAAUCAAAAUAACAGCAACUGUUCCUCUCCUUCUCGAAUGUCAGAUUCUGUUUCCUUAAAUACUGAUAGUAGCCAAGAUAUUUCUCUCUGUUCUCCAGACAAAGAAACGCACGCUGCUGUUUUAUCCAAGAUCAGGCGAGAAAAUGAAAAUUUGAAUAAUCUUUUGCAAAACGGAGGUGAAUUGAACAUUACUGCAGAAGAAAACACAAAUGUGCAGGAGAAAGUUACAAAUCUGUCUCAAUAUGAACUGAGCAUUGAAGAAAGAAUAGGUCUGAUAGAAAAAGGUGUGGAUCUGAGUACUCCUACAGAGGAGACUCACAAGUUAGACCAAAUAAACAUGAAUAUCAAUAAACUGGUUAGUGAAGAGGCAGUGCCAGUUCCCACAGAAAGAGUGAAACCACAGGAAGUAGUGUCAGUAAAGGGCUUUAUGAAUAAUAUUAUGAAAGAAGAAGGUGAGCACUUGGAAAAUGGGAAUAAGUAUCCUAUAAAUAAAGUAAAUGGACAUCCUGAGGAAUCAGUACAGUCUCCCAGUAAAGAUGAACUAAUGAGAAGCACUACAGUUGAUGGUGACUCUUCCACUGAGCUGUCUGUUUCACGGAGCACUGAAGAUCUGUCGCCACAGAGAAGUGGAACUGUGAUGAAGUCUCACAGCAUCACCAGUAUGGACCCUGGUGGCCUGAAAGUCUAUGACAUUGUCAGUGAUGGUGUAUCUCCACAGCCAAACUCAGUGGUAAAAUCUUCAUCUGGUAGUGCAGAUGGAAAGAACAUAGUCAGGAGUAAAUCUGCUACUCUUCUGUAUGAUCAGCCUCUGCAGGUUUUUCCUGGGUCAUCAUCAUCAUCUGAUUUAAUAUCAUCUACAAAAACUCCAUUCAAGUUGGACUCAAAUCACAAUCCUGAAGGUGCUAAUGUAGUGAGAGGAUCAGUGACAGGUGGUCCACAGAUGUUUUCUACUCCCCAGUAUAAUAUUCAGUACAGCAGCAGUACAACAGCAAAAGACACCUUGUGGCCCCAGAAACAAAGCACUCAAGUAGAACAGAGCAGCUUACCUCCUUCACGUCUGCUGAGGUCUGAAAGCACAGAAGCACCCAGCUAUGUAAAACAUUCUGCCAAUAUGAAUUUCUCCAAUCACAACAAUGUCCGUGCCACUGCUGCAUAUAGCACUCAUCAGCGAAUGUCUGGUAGACAUAUAGACAUGUGGGCUGUUCCACCAAACGAUAGACUGCUCCCUGGAGCAACAAGGCACACUCUUCAAAGACAGAGCAGUGUAUCCUCUACUGCUUCUGUAAAUGUUGGUGAUGCUGGACCUUCAAGGCGGGCCCAGGUUCCUGAAGGGGAUUAUUUGACAUACAGAGAUUUGCAUUCAAUGGGAAGAGCUCCACCAGUAAUGUCAGGGCAGCAGAGACCUCUUUCUGCCAGGACAUACAGCAUUGAUGGUCCCAAUGUACCUCGACCACAGAGUGCUCGUCCGUCAGUGAAUGAAAUACCAGAAAGAACUAUGUCAGUUAGUGACUUUAAUUACUCUCGGACUAGCCCUUCAAAGAGAUCAAAUCCAAGAGUUAACUCUGAGCACUCUUUGUUAGACCCUACAGGAAAAAGUAAAGUCCCUCAUGACUGGAGGGAACAGGUGCUGCGACAUAUUGAGGCUAAAAAGCUAGAAAAGAGCAUGCUGUCUAGGUCCUUUAAUUCCAAUUAUGCUGCUGUUAGCAGCUUUCACUAUGGCAGCUCUAGGGAUCUGCAUGGCAGCCAGGGUAGUGUUGCCUUGAGUGUUGCAGACGGAAGAGGUUCUGGUGUGCACGUUGUUCGACAUCCCCAGGCUUCAGCUUCAGGAGACCAAUGUCAAGAUGAAGUAUUCAUUUCAGGAAAGCAGAAUUACUCAUCUGCUACGCUUAGUCUCAAAGAUGUCCCUCCAGACAGCAUGAAGAAAAUAGCUGUGCAGAUACCUUUGACAAACGGACAGAUGUGCCAGCCUCAAAGACCUCAGGCAAACUAUAGCCAAGUCCAUCAUCUCCCUCCUCAGUCAUCAGUAGGAAGACAUCCAUCUAGAGAACAGUUAAUUGAUUACUUGAUGUUGAAAGUUGCCCACCAACCUACCUAUACCCAGUCCCAGUGUUCUCCUCGACAAAGCCAUGAACUGGUAAAGCAAGAGAUUCGAGUGAGAAUUGACAAGGAUCCAGAACUUGGAUUUAGUAUAUCAGGAGGAGUUGGUGGUAGAGGAAAUCCAUUCAGACCUGAAGAUGAUGGUAUAUUUGUAACCAGAGUACAGCCUGAAGGACCAGCAUCUAAGUUGUUGCAACCUGGGGAUAAAAUAAUUCAGGCUAAUGGAUACAGCUUCAUAAAUAUUGAUCAUGGACAAGCAGUAUCUUUGCUAAAGACUUUUCAGAACACAGUGGAACUCAUCAUUGUGAGAGAAAUUUCUUCAUAAAUUCUGUGGAUAAUGGGGAUAAAGCCAACAGGAUUCAUUGAAGGACUUUUGGGAAACUGAAUAUUUUGCCUAUUUUUAUACAUGAAAGGAACUUGAAAAGAAUUAUGAUCAAUAUUUGUACAGGAAAUGAAAAACUGAACUUGUGGUUAAAGGGGAAAAAACCACUGUACAGAACAUACAGGAAAUCAUUUUGGAAAUGCAUAUGGUGAAUAAACUUGUUUUUAAGCAUUAUAGCAAUCUAAGGAUCACUCCUCCAAGAACAAACCUGUGUUAUUGUUUUGUACAGAUGGUAGGUUUAUUUUUGGAUAAUUCAUACACAUUACUAAACUUUGUGCGAGGCUUUAAUCAGCCUAGGUUGUAGCCAAUGGACAGAUGGCAGGGCUAUCUGUCCUGUAGCUGUUUAUUGCCUUUAUUUUUAUUCACCAGAUAUUAAUGUGUUAUGCUGAAACCACUCCUAUAGAUGUGGAAAGGGGAUAUUAAAUGUUGGCUUUGAUAUGUGCACACUGUAUAGUUGAAUGGGUAGAUGGAAGGUGGUGCCGGUCGGACAGUACAAAGGUCAGGUGAAUCAACUAUCUGCUAUCUAAAUCUGGAAUCAACAGAGAAGAAAAGGCUUUUAGUUCUGGAGUGUACGUCUACCAAUAGAAGAUGCAAUAAAAGAUUAUGGUGUUUUUUAGGAAGACUGUAAUUACAAAUCUGUGAUACUCUACGGGAUUUGUUCCUAAUGUAGUCACUGAUUACUCAUUUGCCACGUGAUUCAUGUUAAGUUGGGUUUUCUUCAAUACAUACUUUUUUUCAGCUGCACUGUGGAAAUGUGCCCAGAGAUUUUUUCUUUGCGAUGGAGAUCUCCAAUUCUGUGGAAAUGGUGGUACCUUUGUCUUUAUAAAAUAAAGUACUCCGUUUUAACCUUUCAGUUUUUUAAAAUGAAACCGAAAUGGCCAGUUUUUAAGAUUGUUGCCUGUAAUAUAUAUUUAAACACACUCAAAACAGAUGAUGCAGGAAGGGUUAUGAAAGUCAUCUUGAUUUUGUUUGGCCUUUGCAUUGCCUUGUUAAUCAAAAAGGAGACCAUACGCAUGGAGAGCUAGGUAACCAAAGCAAGUUUGUGAACCUUUGAACAGUGAUGGAGAAUUGCUGUGAUGAGAUGGUGUAUGGGAAAUGGGUAAUCAUCAUUGGUGUCGGGUCAGCUGUGGGAGCACAGGUGAGAGUGAUUUACCUGUGCUCCUGGAAGGGGUGGAGCUUGACUCCACCUCCUCUAGACCUCAUUUAAGGGCUGACCACCACUAAGGCAGCAUCUUUUGGAGAUCGCUCCUCGGUGGAGAUUGCCUCAGCAUUUCCCAGCAGACUGAAGGCUUCCAUACGGGUGAGUUUUCCCUGUAAAUAACCUUUCGGGUAUUUACUACCAUCUUUACGUUAUUGUCACCGUACAGAUGGAGAGCAAAGGGAGGGUAUACUUACAACCAGCCAGUUUGUAAUGAUGUUUCUUAAAGGGCUGUUCCUACAGGUAACAUUAAAUGUGAACUAGACACUUCAGAGUCAUUAAAGGGUUUCUAACUUUAUUAAUGUAAUAGUGAUUUACCACAGGCUGCCUUUGUUCCUUAUUACUGUGUAAAAUAUUCAAUUAUGCUUGUAUUAAUUUUGUUUACCAGAAACAUUAACUUUAUUUUUCUCUUUCUCCUUUGUAAUUCAAUAAAGACUGUGCAAUCUGCAGUGUUAAUUAAUACACGGUUGUUAUGGACCAGGGAAAAGUGCCAUAGAAGACCAGUAACUGUUUUUAAUCAAGGCUAAUGAUUAGCCUGUCAUUGGAGCAAUAUUCAGUUAUUGCAGUUCAUUUUUACUUACAUACAAGUUGAUUGUUUGAAACAAGUAGAAAUUGCUUUCUUUUCAACCCAUGUGUACAAAAAUAAAUGCAUUUAAUAAAGCUAGCAACGACACCAGCCUCCUUUAGUUCUGGGGAAAUCAACUGUGAGAGAGGAAUUAUACAUAGCUGGCAGUAAUAAACAGGCAGUACUUUUAAAGUAAGUGAACUUCAAUAUUAUUGCACUUCUUUCAGAGAUGUUAACUGUUCCUUAUUGUACUGUGUAUAGUUCUAAUAAUGUUAAUUGAAACCCUUUAACAACUCCUUGUAUAUUUUAAUUCUUUUUAGUUUAUUUUCAGUGAUAUUUACAUAGGAAAUUUUUUUUUUGUUUUGUUUUUAUAUAUUAGCAGAAAUGUGCUGUAUUUUGAUAAAAAUUCACUUAUUUUCUGUGUUCACUUAUUUUCUGUGUGCUCUUAAUCUUCAAAGAAAAGAAAGAAACGUAGUUUAUCAUCAUGGCAGUCUUCAUUGUUCCCCUUCUGAGAUUCGUUUGGUAGUUUAGUUUCCAUUUUUUUAAUUGAAAAAGCAAAAUGUUCACAUCACACGUUCAUUAAUUUCAGUCAUUUUAUUUUGAUCACACACUGCCUUUUAAAGGGAAAAAAAAAAAACCAACAGACAGACACAUUCUGAAUUGGUCUUCUAUGUAACCUGUAUCUUUGGGAAGGGAAAGGUCCAAAAGGCAGAACUGAUUCUUUACUGAUCUUGGGCCACCUCCAUAUACAUUUUUACAGUACAUUUAAUUAUAUCACUGAGGAAUUAUACUGUGUUGUAUUUUACUUUAAUGUUAAGAGGAGUUUUAAAUUGUAUUGUGUUACUUAAUUUUCAGAUUGACUUAUCAAGAGACAAAACUGCUUGGCUAUGAUAGAAUCGUAGAAACAGAGUUUUAUGGGAGAGGUUUAGUACCUUUCGUGGGAACAUUUGGCCAAAGUUUGUCUACAGUAAAUUAGCAAAUUAACCAUCAAAUAAAACGUGGAUGUACUGACUUUA